AUGCCUAAGGCCGAGAAGGGAAAGCCCAAGCGCGCGUGUCCGCUGGAGAAGCAGCUGGCUUAUGACAAUAAGCCGUGGUACAACCAGAGCAGCAACAAGAACGAUGGCCGCGAUGCCGAUGACUCCGACGACGACAUGACCGAAGACGUCGUACCCGAGAAGUUGAGCCGUCGCACACUGGCGCUCGCCAAGCAGCAACAGGCAGAAGAGCAGGCCCGGCACAACAGAAGCAAGGCGCAGGCUCCUGUCAAUGAACAGGCCAAUGACAGCAGCGAUGAGUCCGAAUCCGAGGCGGACGAAGACAUGGACGAGUACGACGGCCAGGACCUCGUGCGCAUCAAUGGCGACUACGUGGAGGAGGUGGAGAUCUGCGAAGACGACGAAGAAGCGCUCGCCAACUUCAUGAUGGGCGCGCCUGAGCGUCGCAACCUGGCGGACAUCAUCAUGGACAAGAUUUUUGAAAAGGAAGCUCGUGAACGCGGCGAGAUGGACGACGACGAGGCUCCACAGAACAGUAAAUUCGAUCCCAAGAUCGUCGAAGUGUACACGGGUGUGGGAAAAAUCCUGCAGCGGUACACGUCCGGCAAACUGCCUAAAGCUUUUAAGGUGAUCCCGAGUCUGAGCUACUGGGAAGACAUUUUGUGGCUCACCAGCCCCGAGAAAUGGUCGCCGCAUGCUAUGCGCGCGGCUACGCGCUUGUUUGCGUCCAAUUUGAACCCCAAGAUGGCGCAACGUUUCUUCAACAUCUUUUUACUCGAGCAUGUGAGGCAGGACAUUCACGAAAAUAAGCGUCUGAACUUCCACUUGUACAUGGCUCUAAAGAAGGCGCUGUACAAGCCUCAGGCUUUCUUUAAGGGCAUCAUCAUCCCUCUAUGUGAGUCCAGAAACUGCACACAACGUGAAGCUGCUAUUAUCGGCAGUGUGUUGUCCAAGGUGUCGGUGCCUGUGAUCCAUUCGGCUGCGACGCUGAUGAAGCUCUCGAGUAUGGAGUACUCGGGUGGAAACAGUAUGUUCAUCCGUGUCCUGCUGAACAAGAAGUACAGUCUUCCCACCCGUGUGAUCUCGGAGCUCAGUCAGCAUUUUUUGCGCUUCACGUCCGACACACGCAAGCUGCCGGUGCUGUGGCACCAGUCGCUGCUGGUGUUCGCCCAGCGCUACAAGAACGACAUCCCUAAGCAGCACAAGGAGGCCAUGAAGCCGCUACUUAAGCAACACUUUCACCACCAGAUUACACCUGAGAUCCGUCGCGAACUCUUCAACGAGGUGUAG
Messenger RNA from Phytophthora infestans T30-4, 1269 nucleotides. RefSeq names its product bystin. Gene Ontology annotation, cellular component: nucleolus; preribosome, small subunit precursor; cytoplasm. The record is from RefSeq and is a predicted model, not a curated record. Gene Ontology annotation, molecular function: snoRNA binding. The transcript has a single exon. Bases 1 to 1269 code for a protein of 422 amino acids. NCBI's taxonomy places the organism in Eukaryota, Oomycota, Peronosporomycetes, Peronosporales, Peronosporaceae. Gene Ontology annotation, biological process: rRNA processing.